This is a messenger RNA of Mycotypha africana, 762 nucleotides long. Its product is annotated as SBDS protein C-terminal domain-containing protein. The record is from RefSeq and is a predicted model, not a curated record. The transcript has 4 exons. Lineage: Eukaryota; Fungi; Mucoromycota; Mucoromycetes; Mucorales; Mycotyphaceae. Gene Ontology annotation, biological process: ribosome biogenesis; cytosolic ribosome assembly. Bases 1 to 762 code for a protein of 253 amino acids.
AUGGUCAUCAAACAACCUAAUACACAAAUUAAGCUUACAAAUGUUUCCAUUGUUCGUCUACGAAAAGGUGGCAAACGUUUUGAGUUAGCGUGCUAUAAGAAUAAAGUUAUGGAAUGGCGAUCCAAUGUGGAGACAGACUUAGAUGAAGUAUUGCAAAUACACAACGUAUUCAUCAAUGUUUCUAAAGGCCAAGUGGCCAGUAAGGAAGAUCUGAAGAAAUGUUUUAAAACUGAAGUAGUGGACAAAGUUGUCCAGGAAAUUCUUAAAAAAGGUGAACUUCAAGUAGCAGAAAAAGAACGCUCGGAUCAAUUAGAAACGACAUGGAGAGAUAUCGCCAACAUUGUAACAGAAAAUUGUAUCAAUCCUCAAACCAAACGACCUUACACUAUCACUAUGAUUGAAAAAGCUAUGCAAGAUUUGCAUUUGAGUGUGAAUCCAAAGAGAAGUACGAAAUCCCAAGCAUUGGACGUGAUUAAACAACUACAGGAGAAACAAGUCCUGCCGAUUCAAAGAGCUCAAAUGCGAAUUCGGUUGACGCUACAACAAAGUAAUGAAACAAAAAAACUAAAAGAAAAGCUCUUACCUCUAUGCGCCUCUAUUGAAGAUGAAGAUUCAAGUUCCAUGGAAUAUGAACUGAUCGCUCUCAUUGAUCCAGGAAAAUAUCGUGUGAUGAGCGAUUUAUUACAGAAAGAGGGUAAAGGUAAAGGUCAAAUAGAAAUUAUGAAUCUGAGAGAAAAGGAAGAAGGCGACGAGAAAUUUUAG